This is a messenger RNA of Poecile atricapillus (Black-capped chickadee), 5048 nucleotides long. RefSeq names its product regulator of G protein signaling 9 (gene RGS9). The coding region runs from base 68 to 1525 and encodes 485 amino acids. The record is from RefSeq and is a predicted model, not a curated record. The transcript has 17 exons. NCBI's taxonomy places the organism in Eukaryota, Metazoa, Chordata, Aves, Passeriformes, Paridae. Gene Ontology annotation, biological process: G protein-coupled receptor signaling pathway; regulation of G protein-coupled receptor signaling pathway; intracellular signal transduction.
CCGCAGCCCGCUGUGGCCGGCCGGGCCCGCUCCGCCGCCGCGCUCCGCUCCGCCGUGCACCGCCACCAUGACCGUCACACGGCUCGACCAGGGCCAGCGCUACCGCCCGAGGAUGGCCUUCCUGAAAAAGAUCGAAACACUGAUGAUGGAGAUGCAGAACCCGGACACGGGAAUCAAGACACAGACACAGACGGUGAUGAUCGCCAACAUCCCCCACGCUGUGACAGGUGUUGAUAUAAUGCAGUGGAUUCUUCAGCGCUUGCAGAUCACUGCGGAAGAGGCACUCCACCUGGGAGACCUGUUUGUCAAAUAUGGAUAUAUCUACCCUCUUCAGGAGCCAAAGAACCUCACCCUUAAGGCAGACGGCAGCCUCUACAGGUUUCAAACCCCCUAUUUCUGGCCGGUGCAGAGCUGGGCUGCUGAUGACACAGACUAUGCAAUUUAUCUAGCAAAGAAGAACAUUAAAAGGAAAGGGAUUUUGGAAGAAUAUGAAAAGGAACAUUACAGCAUGCUCAAUCAAAAAAUAAACUACAAGUGGGAUUUUGUUAUUAUGCAGGCCAAGGAGCAGUAUAAGGCAGGGAAGGAGCGGAAGAAGGAGGACAGGUACGCCCUGGACUGCCAGGAGAGAGCCUACUGGCUUGUGAACAGAACUCCUCCGGGCAUGCUGGACGUCCUCGAGUACGGGUUAGACCGUGUCACAGAUCCCAAUGAAAAUAAGAAAAAUACUAUGGAAUUCUAUAGGAGAGAGAUCAUGUACUAUCAGCAGGCCAUCAUGAAGACCAGAGUGAAAUCUUCUGUCUCUCUUGGAGGGGUUGUGAAGUACUCUGAGCAGUUCCUCUCCAAUGAUCCCAUCCUGUCUGGAUGUCUCCCCAGCAACCCUUGGAUAUCAGAUGACCCUGAGUUUUGGGAUCUCAAUGCAAAGCUGGUAGAGGUGCCCACCAGGAUGCGCGUGGAGCGAUGGGCCUUCAACUUCAGCGAGCUGAUCCGGGACCCCAAAGGCCGCCAGAACUUCCAGCUCUUCCUGAAGAAGGAGUUCAGCGGAGAGAAUCUGGGUUUCUGGGAAGCCUGUGAGGAUCUCAAGUAUGGAGACCAAUCCAAGGUCAAAGAAAAAGCAGAAGAAAUCUACAAGCUCUUCCUGGCUCCAGGAGCAAGGCGCUGGAUUAACAUCGAUGGCAAAACAAUGGGCAUCACAGUCAAAGGCCUGGAGCACCCUCAUCGUUAUGUUCUAGAUGCUGCUCAGACCCACAUUUACAUGCUGAUGAAAAAGGACUCCUAUGGCCGCUAUUUAAAGUCUCCAAUAUACAAGGAAAUGCUGGCCAAGGCUGUUGUGCCACAAGAGGGUGUCAAAAAAAGCACGGGUUUGUUCGGGCGCCGCCACCUCCGCUCCAGCCCCAGCCCCAUCAUCCUGAGGCAGCAGGAGGAAGAGGCCAAAGCCAAAGAAGCCGCCAACACCGUGGACAUCACGCAGGUCAUGAGCAAGCUGGAUCGCAGGAACCAGCUCCAGAAGGAAGCUCCUCCCAAGUAGGCUCUGAGCCCCGCAGCAGGGAAAAGACAAGGCGAGGCUGGUGCUGAGCUUCGCCUCCCCUCUCCUGAAGGUGUCAGUGCUGCUCUAGGUUUGGCAGGCCGGCUGUCCCUCCGCCAGCUGCCCGCACGUUGCCAUGGCUCCUGGAGAGCAGCUGGGGCUGUGCCGGGCUCGGGCUGCAGCAGCCGCACACCUCGCAGGGGAGAGGAGAUGCCUUCUGCUGCCGCACAUCCCCCGGGAGGCUGCACAGCCCGCCUGCCUCUCCCCGCCGCUCCGGGAGCGGGGUGGCACAAGGCAGGGUGAAGCUGUGCCCCAGCGCUCCGGGCUCAGACGAGCCUCCCGUGGCACAGAGGGGAAUGACCCCGCGGGGAGCAGGGCGAGGUGACCCAGCCCCGAGUGUCCCUGCUGGUCCCCAUCCCCUCGGGGGACCGUGCACCCUCCCAAGGGGUGCAUCCGGCACCCCCUGAGAGGAGCACAGCCCCCACUCCAAGAGUCCUGCACCUCCAGCCAGCACCACGGGCUGCAGACAGAAGAGCUGCUUGUGGGAACAGUAGCAGGAGCAUUUCUGAAGGUUUAGCUGACCUUCUGAGUUUGAAUGACACUCCUACAUCCCCUGGCACGCUGGAGAUGAUCUGCGGGAAGCUCUGCUCUGCUCUCCCCGUGACUCCUGUGCCAUGAGCUGGGCGUGCAGGUGCAGAGAGCUGCCCCUUCCCAGAGCAUGCACAAGGCUAAGAGAGAUUUUAUCCAAUCCUUCCCACUUCUUGUCUUGUCUUUUUCCUGCUUUUCUAUUUUCUGUUGUUAAAAAUCCAGCAGGAGGUAGCUGCAGUUGUCACUGGCUUGUAGCCCAGAGGCAAGGGAGAGCAGGGUAGAGGUGUUAAGAGCUGAUUUAAACUUUAAGUAGUAUUUUCAUUUGCUCUGUCUCUUUUGCUCUGUAGAAUGAGGCAAGCUAAAAUACUACAUUAGUGCUAAAGAGCUCAGGGAGAUUCCAGGCCUUGCUGGAAAAGCCCAGCAUGCCUGGACCAGGCCAAGGAUUACCAGAAGUGUGAAGAUUCCUGCAAAGCCCAGUCAAGGGAACUGAAGGGGAAGAAAAGCUUCCUUGUUUAUUAAAAUGUUGGGGAAGCAGAGGAACUGGGUAGAAGUACUGAAGUCUGGGAAGCUGCUUCUCUCCAGUUCAUCCCUUUUUAAUACUGGUAGGGUUUUAUAGAAAAUGGGAGAUUAUAGAAUCCCAGAAUGGUUUGGAUUGGAAAGGACCUUAAAGCUCAUCUCAUCCCACCCCCUGCCACAGGCAGGGACACCUUCCACUAUCCCAGGGUGCUCAGAGCCACAUUCAGCCUGGCCUGUAACACUUCCAGGGAUGGGGAAGCUUAAGGAGAAAGCUGGCAGGGAGCAGGAGCCCUUAGAUAGGGGGGUGCAUACAGACCCUUGGAGCCCUGGGGUCCUUGCAGGGCAGCUCCCUGUGAACAGGGGACAGUCAGGAUGUCACUGUGUCCCCAACAGCUCCAACAGCCACUCUGGCCCUCCCCGUGUGUGACAUCAGAGGCAGGAUCAGGGCUGGACACUGAUCUGGUGUCACUCCUCUCCUCCACCUGUGGCUGAGCCUGGGAGAUUGUCCUACUCUUCCUUACCCCAUCAGUGACAAACCUCCUUAGAGGAAUUCAAAUGGAGUUACCCCAGAUUUUCCCUCUGAUGUCUGUGCUGAGUCUCUGUUCUCACUCCUGCUGGAAGCAUGGGCACAUUCUGCACUGCUGUACAGGGGAGCAGGCUCUGGCUGCCUUUUUUUAAAUUCUGCUUAAAACCCCAAGGCUUUGUUACAUCAGGUGCUGAGCACCCUCAGCCUUUGACAUCAGAGCACUGGAAGACACUCCAGAACCUGGCAGGGUUGGCCCAAAGCUACUUGGCUGUGAUGAACUCUACAGUCUCUCCAGAGUUUGUGUAACAUGGAGCACUGAGCAUGUUGGGAUUGCCAGUAUGUAGUAACAUGUGGAAGAUCAAGUCAGGGUAUAAAUAAUAAAUAACAAAUCUGUGUGUUCCCGUCAGUCCCUCUGAUUCUACUUCUAUUUUGUCUGCUGCUUUGCUUGUUAUGUUCUCUGUAUCCAUUCCUUUCUCUGAUUUUCUAUCAUUUCUGCUUGGCAUCGCUGCUCCCCUGCCAUGGGUUCGUGCUGCAUGCUCGGGAGUCACUGUGCUUGUGGAACACCAGUUACUGCUUGUGGAACACAAAUUACUGUGUGUGGAACACCAGUCAUUGCUUGUGUAUCACCAGUUAGUGCAUGUGUAUCACCAGACAUUGCUUGUAUAUCACCAGUUACUGCUUUGGAACACCAGUUACUGUGUGUGGAACACCAGUCAGUGCUUGUUUACCACCAGUUAGUGCACGUGGAACGAACAGCCAUCCUUCACACACAGGCAGGAGCUGUCUUUCCCCUGCCACAGGUUGAUGGAGCUGUCACAGCCCAGCCUUCCGUUUCUCAUCCUCUGCUGCUCAGUCCCCGAAGAGGAAAGUUGCCUGGGACAAGCUGAACUUCACUUUGUGCCAGCCGAGAAAUUGUUUGCUUCAUGUGUUGUUUCAUUUUUUUGGCCAUGGCUUCCAUGCAUUCAUGUGUCUAAUAAAAAUAAAUGUAGAAAACAGAAAAAGAACCGAGUUCAUCCUUCUCUGUUGUGUCUCAGUGUGUUCAUCCUUCUCUGAGCCAUCUCUGCACGUGUGUGUACAUGUCCUGUGUGUUCUUCUGCUCUAAGCUCCUCUCCUUGGACACUUGAGCUGCUUUUCAUUUCUGCUGGGAGUAAAUCCUUGAGAAAUGGGAGUGGAGCUGGCAUGCAGCAUGUGCUGUCCUUGUCCUGUCCAGUGUGUGCUUGGGCUUGUCCUGCGGGCUGAGCUGUGCUGGAGCCUCCCCAGGGGCACUGGGGGCUCCAGUAUGAGGCUGAUGGUACUUUGAGCCACCGGGGCUGGGGCUCGGGGUCUGUCCCAGCCCUGCCUGGUGCCGUGGGUGUGACAUUGUGCUGUUCAUAACCAAGAUCACAUUCCCGGGAUGACAGCCUCCUCCGUGCCUGGAGCUAAUCGUUGUGAGGAAUGAGACAAGCUGCUGUCUCCUCCAGCAUCCCGGCGGGUGUGGGGCUGGAUCUGUCAGCACCCGCUGGGGCUGUGGCAGCAAUGACCCCCGGGCAAGCUGUGACACCUCAGUGCUCCGGCAGGGGAGGGCAGGGAAGGGGACAGAGCUGCAGGACAGGGGGACAGGCACAGGCUGGGCUGGGGCGGCUGUAGCUGCCUCCCCGCUGAGCCCUUCUCUCCUGGCAGCACCAAAGAAGGAGAGGGAUUCUCCUCCUGAAGAAGCCUGGGGAGCCCUGAGAGUCACCCCCAGACCUGACCGAGCCUCUCUCCUUUUCCUCCCCACAGCCAGGCCACCUCGCCUCCGGCUCCGCUGGCCGCAGCACGCCGGCAUCGCCCUCAGCCGCCCCCCGGGCCCUGCCUCCCGCGGCCCCCGGGCCCGCAGCCCUGCCCCACGGCACCGCCUGCCCCUCGCCCAUCAGCCCG